This is a messenger RNA of Lycium ferocissimum, 1893 nucleotides long. RefSeq lists its product as uncharacterized. The record is from RefSeq and is a predicted model, not a curated record. Lineage: Eukaryota; Viridiplantae; Streptophyta; Magnoliopsida; Solanales; Solanaceae. Gene Ontology annotation, cellular component: cytoplasm; nucleus. Bases 747 to 1529 code for a protein of 260 amino acids. The transcript has 7 exons.
AUUGUAUUAACUACUGAAAUAUAUGCAAAGCAACCUCUAGUAACGCGUGGUCGGGGUGCUUUGACAGCUGGUGGAGUAUUCUGUGACAUCUUGAGUAACAAUUUAGUCUGGGGAAAACUAGAAGUUCAUACACAUUAUGUAACUUUAAUAACUUUAUGUGGGACGACUCAGUUUAACACUUAUGCAUCCAAACAUUUUCUUAUCGAAAAGUAACAAUUGUGUUCUAACUUUAGCAAUACACUUUUACUCCCUCUAUCCUGAAUUGAACCUCCACGUUUAACUUGGUAUAUAUAGGAAAAUGGUAGUAAAACAACAUUUUAUAAGAUAAACAACAGUUGGAAAGAAAAGUAGUAAAUGUAUUUUUUUUUUAAAAAUUAAAGUGACAGCUUCUGGAGUAUUCUGUGACAUCUUACGGCUUGCAUUAUAACUUGGUGGUCCAUCGUAAUUGAAUUACUGCAACCCGUUAUUCUUCUUUUUUGAGUACCACAUUUCAGUUUUUGACUUUGUUGUAUGAUUUUCAUGUGGAGAUGUAUCACAGAUAUAAGGAUUUCACUGAGUUAUCAUUGGUAGAUGAAGAUGCCUUUGAAUUUCUUCUCAUUAUGUCCACAGAAAAGGCAAAGGGUUUUUAUUUCCAAAGGGAGGUUGGGAAAAUGAUGAAACAAUCAAAGAUACAGCACAGCAUGAGACGGUGUAGUAGGAGGGGAUGUUAAGAUGAAUGGCAAGAUAACUUUACCAAAAAUGGGUGGAUGAAAGAAGCCUUGGAAAUGUUAGUAAGGAGGUUGGGAAAAGAUGAAACAGUUGAAGAUGCAGCACAGUGUGAGACAGUGGAGGAAGCUGGAGUACGAGGGGAUGUUAAGGUUUGUUCUCCUUUUGCAGUGCAAACUGGGAGGGGAAGAUGGUACGUUGAGAACAAAACCGGUGACAUUGCCUGUGAAGGGCACAUGUUUCCUUUCUUAGUAACACAACAACUAGACUCUUGGCCCAAGAAAGAGAUUUGCGAAAGAACUUGGUGUAAAUUAGGAAGAUGGAACUUUGAGAACAAAGCCGGUGACACUGCCAAUGAAGGGCACAUGUUCCCUCUGUUUGUAACAGAACAACUAGACUAUUGGCCUGAGAACGAGAUUCGCGAAAGAACUUGGCACGACAUCUCUGCUUCAGAUUCCUUGUCACUAAGAGUGUUUAAGAGUUGGGGGAAGAAUAUCUCAAGUUGGUUCCACUGUUGGGGAACUGGUAGAAGUGUAUCAGUCAAUUUGCCUGAAAAUUGGUAUGUACGUGAUAAUUUCUUGGUAUUUGCUAUAUGUCACUCUGGCAGAUUUAUUGGAACCAGAGCUUACUUGAUUCCCUUAUGUAAUGAUGGAAUGCCGUGGAUCACCCAGAAACUUGCCUUAUGCAACCAUUCAGAAUGUGAUACAAAAUGUAUUAUAUAUUUUUCCUGGUACCUCUUGCUAGCUUAUGGGAUACAUCUAAGGCAAAUGGAAAAGCACCAAAUGACUUUGGGCUUCUUAGGUUAUGCUUUUAUGGAGAAAUAAAGGAGUAUGGAUUUCGUUUGUUUUGUAAAGAUGAACCUAAGCUUGAGUCCUUGUUACAAAUGAUGGGAAAUACUGAUGAACCAACAGAACAUUGCUCCUUCUGUUCUAAAGCUCCUGUCUUUGAUAAUCUGCCAGUCUCUUCAGGAACUUUGCAGCGUUAUCCUUCAUUCCAAGAUUAUGAGGAGGAAUUAUAUGAAGAUGAAGAUCCCAUUGAACUUAUUCUCAUUAAGAACAGAAAGCGACGGCCAAGGAUGGAUUAUGGGCUUAAAACUUUUUAAUAUCAGAGGUAAUCUCUUUUUUAAAUACAAGUAUCUCUCUUGUUAUGGCAACUUCAUAAUAAAUCAGAGGCAAUCUUUGUUUUAAA